Molecule: messenger RNA, 2239 nt
Organism: Dalotia coriaria
Lineage: Eukaryota; Metazoa; Arthropoda; Insecta; Coleoptera; Staphylinidae
Gene: GAA1
Product: glycosylphosphatidylinositol anchor attachment 1
Exons: 5
Coding region: 99-2174 (691 amino acids)
Biological process (GO): attachment of GPI anchor to protein
Cellular component (GO): GPI-anchor transamidase complex; membrane
Source: RefSeq, a predicted model, not a curated record
UUGUCAAGUAAGUCUCGUUUCGUGUUUGUUUACAAAUUAAGUUAGGUUAUCGGCAAGUUAAAUUCAAGGGCCUGGCCCUAAAAUUAAUAAGAACAAAAAUGGGUCUCUUAACCGAUCCAAGUGCAGGUCAUGGCAAAGCAAUUAAACUUCUGUUAAAAUACUAUCCAAAACUAUGUGUCUUUUUGUAUGUGGUUGGAAUUGCAUACUUUUGCAUCCUAGCCUCACCACAAUUCAAUGGGGCUACAUACUUUUCUGAAAACGCCCUUUUACCUGGUUUAGUCAAGUCUGAGUUUCGUGAUGAACCAGCAGCCAAACAAUAUCAUGCGGAAUUACUGGAUGAAAUGAAAAAGUAUGAGGAUUCCUUACCUUACUCAUGGCUGCUUGCUAAGUUUCAACAAAUUGGGCUGGACACUUAUACGCACAACUUCUCAUUGAAUUAUCCACUGGGGAAAGGACAGAAAUUCCCAGGAAAAAAUGUUUAUGGCAUUAUUCGAGCUCCCAGAGCAGCCAGUACUGAAGCUCUUGUUUUAACUGUUCCAUAUCGUCCGAAAACUAGUGUUCAUCCGACUACAGUUCCUUCCAUUGCUAUAAUGUUAGCUUUUGCCAAGUUUGCAAUCAAAGAGAAAUAUUGGGCAAAAGAUCUCAUCCUGCUCAUAACUGAACAUGAACAGCUUGGAAUGCAAGCCUGGCUAGAAGCAUAUCAUGGAGUAUCAUGCGGAACUUCCGGUGUAUUAGACUCUGGUGAUAUGAAAGGAAGAGCUGGAUCUAUUCAAGCUGCUAUUAAUUUGGAGUUUCAUGAUGUUGACAUAAGUAAAAUUGAUAUAAAAAUCGAAGGAUUAAAUGGACAACUACCCAAUUUAGAUUUAUUCAAUCUUGCAAACAAAAUGUGUAUGAAGGAAGGUCUUGAAGUGACUUUUAAAAAUCGCGCUGCUGAUAAAGUGCGCACCCCGUUUAAAGAUUGGAGUGUUUCAUGGCGAUUUAUUUCAUCUUUGCCGAAAAAAUUAAGAAUAUUUUAUAAAGAGUGGAAAUAUUCGUUUGUCACUUUGAUGAAUAUGGUGUCUACACAAGCUACUGGUACUCCGAAUGGAAAUCAUGGCCUUUUCUACCGUUUUGCCAUCCAAGCCUUAACUCUCGAAGGUUUUGGCCCUACAAAUUCCAAACAACCACGAGCUAGCUUUUACACCAUGGGCAGAAUCCUUGAGGGAACCUUCCGGAGUUUAAACAAUCUUCUAGAACGUUUCCAUCAGUCUUUCUUCUUUUAUUUAUUACCAGCUCAUCAUAGAUACAUAUCCAUUGGACUUUACAUCCCGGCUUUAGCCUUAUUAAUAGCAACUUUAUACAUAAAAGGUUAUGCUAAAUGGUGCCAACUACAUGAGACUUAUUCAAUUGAAGCAGAAGUAAAUUCAGAAAAUGUGGACACCGCCAAGAAAAUUGUAAACAAACCAUCAGAAACAAAAAGUAUUGAAGAAUGGAAGAAAGAUUUUGAAAACGAAUGCAACAACGGUAUAAACGAGGAAAAUCAUGGUUAUGGUCGCAUGUGGAUUGUUUUCUUGAUUUUCCACGCUUUAGGAUUCUGCGUGCCGUUUAUCCCACAGAAAGCAGUAGAAAUCGGUGCACAAUUUGGUUACCAGCUAGAUAUUUCCAUUUUAAUCGCCUUGUCAAUAAUAUCAAUCAUUCCGAUAGUCUUACCUCUAGUCAUAAGAAUUCCACAUCAAAUGAGCAUGACAUUUUUGAAUAUUGUUCUGCUUAUGGAAUUCGCUAUUGCGCUCAAUUGGAUUGCGAUGUUUAACAUUUCUUUAGCGAUGUUUUUAGGUGCGAUUUACAUUCCGCUUGCAUUGCUGAUUAAUCCCAGCACAUGUAAACGGUGUACAAUAACACAGAAAUUGAUCUGGUUGCUUGCGCAUCCGGCAGUUGUAGCAUUCUGCACUGUAAUGAUUUAUACGUAUGUUUCAUUUCCGAAUGAUUCUAUCAAAGAGAAUUUAGGACGUUCUUAUAUGUCAUUACAAAAGGCAUUGCGGUUUAGUAUUGAAGACUAUUUGAUUUAUGGCAAUAAUUUGUUUUCAAUUGCAACUUGUAUUAUUUUCCCGAUUUGGUCUUGUUUUUGGUUUGUGACGUUCACACCUCUACAACAAGAAAGUCAAGAAAACAUAGGGAAAGAAAAGAAGCAGCAAUAAAUUAAAUUGUUACUUAUUUGUUUUUUGUAUCGCUUUUUAUGCGAAAAUAAAGUCCUAAGUGUGGA